This is a messenger RNA of Diachasmimorpha longicaudata, 2068 nucleotides long. RefSeq names its product DNA polymerase delta subunit 2-like. Gene Ontology annotation, biological process: DNA strand elongation involved in DNA replication; DNA replication. The record is from RefSeq and is a predicted model, not a curated record. Gene Ontology annotation, cellular component: delta DNA polymerase complex. The coding region runs from base 281 to 1672 and encodes 463 amino acids. Gene Ontology annotation, molecular function: DNA binding. Lineage: Eukaryota; Metazoa; Arthropoda; Insecta; Hymenoptera; Braconidae. The transcript is spliced from 4 exons.
UUAUUAAUGGAUUUUUUAUCAUCAUUUACUUCUAUUAAUUUGAUUUCUUUUUAUUUUUUAUCUUGAGAAAAUUGAACAUUAUCCAUUUUUGUAGAAAAAGGGAAAUUUGUUCAAUAGAUUAUGUCUCCCCCUACUUUAUCGGCAGUGCAGUAAUUCCCGCCAAUUUUUCCCCACUGUCGCAUUGUUCAUUUCUUGUGUUCAUCCAACUGUUGAACGGUUGGAGUUAUUAUUUGUUAGCAAUAGUAUUUAUCUAUCAGUUAUUUAUAUAAAUAAAUUCAUCAUGGUGAUUGAGACGAAGUCGCAGGAGCCAUUUCGUCUGAAGGAUGCGAACGGUCAGACCCAGACAUUCGACAGAACCAGUGCCGACUUGAAACACUUCACUGGAAGAUUCAUUCAGGAGAAUCAACAGUUUUCCAAACAAUUUUUCCACGUUUACUCGUGCAGACUUGAAGAGUUACGACCAGUUCUUGUUGAAAAUGCUCAUAAAAAAUGGGGGAAGGACGUAAAGAUCUUAAAGCUCGCAGAGGUCGAAAAUUUCGAGAACGAGCGGUGCGCAAUAAUAGGAACGCUCUUCAAACACCAAUUAUGGAAGCCCUCGAUCCUUCGUGAGCUGAACGAGGAUGCCCAGGAGGCCGGGCUGAUCCCCGAGAAGCACGAGAACUACACCAGUGAUAAAGACAUUCCCUUCCUGGAGGACGAGAUGUUGAGAAUAAAAAUUGUCGGACCUAAGGUCGAGAUUUCUGAUGUAGUAACUGGAAUAGUCGUGGCACUACUCGGCAAGAAGCUGGAGGAUGGAACAUUCGAAGUUGAGGACUGGUGCUAUCCAGGGUGCGUCCCUAAGUCUCCCCCGAAGGGUCCGAUUUCUGAGGGAAAAAUACUUUUGGUCUCUGGACUGGAUUUAGCCCAUUAUUCAGACACCCUAGCACUUGGACUUUUCACAGAGUGGAUCACAGGGAUGGCGGGGAGUUUACCAGCCCAAGAGGAGACAUCAUCAAUCGUAAAUUUAAUAAUCAUUGGAAACAGCGUGAAAGCGACGAGUUCAGACAGUCACACAACGACAAAAGGGCUCAUGACAAACAGAGCCCUGGAGUCUGCAGAGACCUCUGAAAUAGCCUCGGCAGUGAAGAAACUCGAUGAGCUUCUGUCUGACAUCCUCGAACAUUGUCAUGUUACCCUCAUGCCAGGCCAGCACGACCCGACGAACCUGAUGCUCCCCCAGAAGCCCAUUAAUCGGUUUAUGCUGCAGAGUGCCCACAAGUAUGAGACUUUCAAAGGAGCUCAUAAUCCGUGGUUGGGCAGCAUUGGAGGCAGGAUUAUCGCUGGCUCCAGUGGACAACCCAUCGAGGACAUCAUGAGGGUCUGUGGGGAGAGGAACACAAAGAGUCCUCUUGAGUGGCUUGAAACAACUCUCGAGUGGAGGCAUUAUUGUCCUACUGCACCAGAUACUCUUCCGUCUUAUCCUUACCAUGACAAGGAUUUGUUUAUCAUGCAGGAGUGCCCAGACAUCUAUUUUGUGGGGAAUACUGAUAAGUUUGAGAGCAAAAUAUUUAAGGGUGAAAAUGGAGCGGAAGUUCGACUAAUUUCAGUACCAAAAUUCUCAUCUACCAGUACAGCAGUGGUCCUAGAUCUCAAGAGCCUCGAUACCAGUCCCAUUUACUUUGGAAAUAAUUAACUUCCGUUUUUUACCACCACCCGAAGUACUUUUUCUAUGUCAAUGUUUAUUCCAACAGAAGAAGUAACAUUCGAGAGCAAUUUUUCUAGUUGUCAAGCAUUUUCAUUUCGAUUUCUAAAGUCCGCACGAGUCUUUAUUUACGUUCAUGCAUUUAAUUACUAUUUAUUUUGAUACUCAUUGUCCGAGGCAAAUUAACGGACUUCUCUCAGAGCUCAAACCCCUGAAGACCACUCCCAUGGACUCUGUAGACAUCUAAGCAACCACCAUUUGUACAUUUUAACUCAUCUUAUAGUUCAAUUACAUAAAGAAAAAAAAUACUCUUGACUUGGCACUUUUUUUUUAUUUCACUGUUUGAUGAAUCGUCCGAAAUAUAAAUACAUUUUACUUUUCCAUUUA